This is a messenger RNA of Danio aesculapii, 1385 nucleotides long. RefSeq names its product TSEN34 tRNA splicing endonuclease subunit (gene tsen34). The coding region runs from base 411 to 1343 and encodes 310 amino acids. The record is from RefSeq and is a predicted model, not a curated record. Gene Ontology annotation, cellular component: tRNA-intron endonuclease complex. NCBI's taxonomy places the organism in Eukaryota, Metazoa, Chordata, Actinopteri, Cypriniformes, Danionidae. Gene Ontology annotation, molecular function: tRNA-intron lyase activity; nucleic acid binding. The transcript is spliced from 4 exons. Gene Ontology annotation, biological process: tRNA splicing, via endonucleolytic cleavage and ligation; tRNA-type intron splice site recognition and cleavage.
AUGGACAAAUAGUCACGUGGAAUGUGAUGCAAGGGAAGUAAGUUGAACAGAAAACACGCGUGUGGUGAAUCAUUUUGUGUAUGAUGUUGUGUUUUUAGUUAUUCACAUUUAACAUAACUCUUUUAGCAGAAGAAACCAAUACUGAAUUAGCAGGUAUGUACAGACAGCGCGAGGUUAGCGUGACUAUGAGGUAGAGUUUGUUUAGAAAUAUGUAUACCUUCAAUUCAUGUUUACGUAUAACGUUAGUCUAUGGUCGUAAAAGCGGUGAACUGAGAUAAAUUCCAUAUGAUCGCCAUGUAUUUACUUUAACGCGCCUAAAUGUAUGAGUAAAUGACUUUUAGAGCAGAUGCCCAGCUUGUAUGCUGCUGAGAGUCAUGUGUUGACACAUCCAGCUGUGUUUUGGAAGAGUAAUGGAUGAGGAUCCAGCAGUUAUGAAGGAUCCACAAUCAUCAAGUGUGGAAAUAAAGGAGGAUAUGGAUACUAAACGUGAAAGAAAGCAUCAGCCAACAGGAGAUUCUUUGGUUGACGUCAGCUUCUGCGGACCCACCCCUAUGUUGUGGAAAGUGUCUGACAUGAAAAAGUGCAGGUCUGAGGGUGUCAUCGGGGCUCUAGUGGGCUCUCUGGCCCGGCAACCGCGGCAGAAUGUUCGGCUGGGCAGACCACUGGAGCUCCGGCCGGAGGAAGCGCUGCUGCUGCUGGAGGAGAAGAAAACUGCUGCUGCUGUUAGACUCAACACUCAGCAGGGUUGUGAAGAUGAAGAGGCUCAUUCAGAGGCGGUGAGGGAGUAUGAGGCCGGUCUGGAGAGCAGUUAUCAGGAGCAGUGUGUUCUGGCCCUGGAGGACAAGAAGAAAACACUGAACAGAGUCAUGAAUGAGAAAGAGAACGGCACUGAAGGCUCUGGCAGUGCAGUCAGAGAGCGUCUCGAAGCACUAGACCAGUCUUUCCGCUUCCCCUGGUCAGCAAUGGCUGUCCAGCUCUGCACUGCCCGCUCCGGCUUCAGUCACUGUCCAGAGGAGCGCAGUUUCCACUCCACAGACUGCCCCGUGCCCAGAGAUCAGCGCUUGAACACUAGAUUCUGUGUGUACAGGGAUCUGAGAAAUAAAGGCUACUAUCUGACCUCUGCAGGGAAGUUUGGAGGAGAUUUCCUGGUGUAUCCAGGUGAUCCUCUACGCUUUCAUGCUCAUUAUAUUGCAUUAUGCGUCUCGUUGGAUGAAGAGAUGCCGGUCUGUGAUAUUCUAGCUAUUGCUCGUCUGGGCUCUAAUGUGAAGAAAACGGUACUGCUUUGCUCUCCUCAGGAGGGAGAUGUGGUGUAUUCGUCACUGCAGUGGAGUUCUAUGGUGUAACCAGACAAAAUAAAGUUAAAAAUAGUUUGAGUUUUCCCACAA